GAAAUCGAACGCGCUUCACCGAAAUUUCGCUAAACUUGGCGGGCAAUAUGUCAGCUUCCGUGGUAGUUGUAAUGGGCCGCUACAUAGUGCAGCGGUAGUGUAAAAAGUCGUGAUUAAAUGCCAGAAUUCGGAGCCGCUUUCGCCACACGUACCGUACUACCGCACGAUGACAACGAAAACUCAAGUUUACCUGCAAAAUUUCUUCAUCUACAACCCCACCUACGGCCAAAAAGAGGACGAAGAACAUAAGAAGAUUAUUUAUUACUACCCGGAAAAUGCAGAGCAGGAUGUCAAGCUACGCAAUGUUGGUCUGUGCGAGGCGCUGGUCAGCUUCACGCAGACUUUUUCGCCAUCCACGCCGUGCGAAGUGCUCCACACCCAACGGACGAGGCAGUUCUUCUUACAGCCCGAGGAAAACUUCUGGAUGGUCAUGACGGUGGGACUGCCGACGCAGCAGAAGACGCGCAACGGGCAGCUCUACGUUGAACAUCUUUCCGAGGACAUUCAGGACAACGUUUACCAGGCGGUGCUAGAGGCGGUCUACAAGGCGUUUCGUAUGUUUGUUGGGUCGCUUUCUGAUCUUUUGUCGGACAAGUCGAACAAGGAGGUGAUCCGGGAUUACUUCGACAAGCAUGUUCCGCGGCUACGCCUGCAGCAUGCGGACAUCCUGGACAUCUUCCGGGGCAUCCAGUUCCUCCCGUUGGACAAACAUUCCUUCCUCAAGGUGCAGUGCUUCAUCAACCACCUGGAAAGCAGAUUCAGGCAGCUCAAGUAUUCCGUUUUCCUCUGCAAUGACUUGCUUGUCUGGAGCGGCCUAGACCAGGGAGACAUGCAGGUUCUGUACCAGUACUUGGUCCACAGCGUUCUUCAGACCGCCGUUGAAUCGGAGCUUCUUCCCGGCUUCUCGCUGUCACCGCGGCAGUCUGCCAGCACGUCGCAAUCUAGGUUCUUGUACGGUCCGGUCGAUGACGAAGCCACCCUGUCUCGGAUACAGCGAGUCUACAUCGCAGCCGACUGUGCGGCCGAUUGUGACCGUACGGCCGACCGCGAGCAAUGCUACCUCCUCGUUUUCAGGGCCUACAGUGCCACACUGUGCCUGCUCGUUCGAGCGACGGGCGACGACAUGACGCAGCCUUUCCUAAAGGAGCUCGACGCGUACCUGGCCAGCGAGUUGACGGCUCUCGCCAAUGACAUUGGCAAGCAUUGCACAAAGCUGUCUGGUCUUUCUUCGAUGGACCAGCAGAGCAAGUACAUCUACUUCAACCGGAUGAACCUGGCCCAAAAGUCGACGGUGCAUUCGGAGCGGCGGGCAGGCAUCGUUGUGCCCUCCGAACUGGUCCGCUUCUUGGCGGACAUCAACGAAGACCUGGCACAGGUGGAAGAAGCUGGCGAACUCGUUGCCAAGACGACGAGCGAGUGGUGGGUGGUGGGCAAGUUUUCGGACCAACGGGAGUUCUACGUCAUCCUCAACCAGAAGAGCGCCAACAUCAUUCAAAUCAGCGAUGAAGUCAAGAGGUUGUGUGCAAGCCAGUUCCAGAACAUCUUCUUUCUAGACUGACUUGUAUCGUAGGAGCAACGACCUCGUUGUAAAUAAUGCUUCCAGAAUGGCAGAGAAGAACUGUACAACUUGUAAAAUGGACUCCGAAGAAGACAUCAUUGUUUUGUUUUUUUGCAGAGUAAAAAAAGAGGACACCGCAAA
Ixodes scapularis (black-legged tick) is the source of this 1699-nucleotide messenger RNA. It is a transcript of the gene Ccz1, whose product is annotated as vacuolar fusion protein CCZ1 homolog. Gene Ontology annotation, cellular component: intracellular membrane-bounded organelle; Mon1-Ccz1 complex. Gene Ontology annotation, biological process: vesicle-mediated transport. The transcript is spliced from 13 exons. The record is from RefSeq and is a predicted model, not a curated record. Lineage: Eukaryota; Metazoa; Arthropoda; Arachnida; Ixodida; Ixodidae. Bases 167 to 1558 code for a protein of 463 amino acids.